AUGAAUUGGUCAUGUGGUAACCCAUUAGUGGUACCAUCACAUCCUGCAUUUGUCCUUGCCACGUCCAAAAAAUCGGAUAAAGAUGUCUCGCAACAUAGCGCUGCCUCUAGGAGUGGUGAACGCAGUGUCUAUCACAAUGAUCCAUUGUAUUCGAACUACACAGAUGGUGAAUCACAGCCAGAAGAACCUGUAGAGAGCAUGACUGACUAUGGCAAUGAUGAGAGUGAUAUUGAGAUGUCUGGUGAUGUGAAUGUUGAAUAUAAAGUGGAUGCAGACUCUGAUACUCCUGUUACGCCGUCACCACGUGGAUCGCAAUACAGCACAGAUGAUAUAGUCGUACUUCAGGGUCUUGACGCUGUGCGUAAGCGACCUGGAAUGUAUAUCGGUAACACUGGUGAGAGUGGUUUGCAUCAAUUAUUAUUUGAGAUUUUGGACAAUUCUGUUGACGAGUAUUUGGCGGGUGCUUGUAACAGGAUCACGGUAACAUUGCGCCAAGAUGGUUCUGCUGAGGUGUCUGACAAUGGCCGUGGUAUCCCUUGCGAUGUAUCUGAUACAACGGGCAAGUCAGGUCUUGAGACUGUACUAACCGUAUUACAUUCUGGAGGGAAGUUCAAUGAUGCCACUAGUAAGCCUCGCGAAGAUGAGAAGGAUGAAUUUUACGAUACACAAAUAUCUAGAAAAUUUAGAUCGCAACAUGUACGUGGUCUGCGUAAGCGUCUAAAGGAUGCUAGCGAUGCCCCUUACGAAUAUUCUUCUGGGUUGCAUGGCGUGGGUUUGUCUGUGGUCAACGCUCUGAGCCGGUGGAUGCGUGCCGAUGUAUAUAAAGGGACACGAGCGUAUUCCAUGGAGCUGUCUGAAGGGCGUGUGGUAUCCCCUCUGUCUGUAUCAAAAUGUGCUAAGCGUACGGGUACGACAAUCGCCUUCAUGCCAGAUUAUGAUAGCAUCUUCCAAAUACACCAUGACCAUCAGCCAGUUGGUCAUUGCAGUGGGUGUAUAUCGGCAUUUAACUACGAUAUUGUCCGUACCCGUGUAGAGGAGCUUUCCUAUGUGAACCCUAUGUUGACCUUGCGUCUAGUUGAUGAGCGUCGUACUAAUGAUGACGGUACUUUUUGGGAGGAGUCGUUCAUGCACAAGGGUGGUACUCGUGAGUUUUUGCAGGACAUUAUACAAGAUCGUACUCCAUUGUACAAGUCUGCUAAUAUAAUCAACAUCCGUGGUAAAUCUAGUGGUGUUGAGGUUGAAGUAUCAUUAAGUUGGUCUAUGGAGCCUUGUGCAGCACAGCUUCGAGGUUUUGCCAAUAAUGUGAGCACUGUCGCAGGUACGCAUAUCGACGGUUUUAAGGCGGCGAUUACUAAAUCCGUCAACCAUUGUUGUCGUCGUGCUGGUUACUUCAAGUCAAAGGCUCCUCCUUUGAGCGGUGACUUUAUUCGUGAAGGGCUGACCGCGAUAAUCUCGGUUAAAUUGAUGGGUGCUGAAUUUGACGGUCAAACUAAAUCUAAGCUUGGUAACCAAGUAGCCCGAACUGCAGUUGAGCGUAUAGUUUCUUUUCAAAUGAAUGAGAUUUUAGAGAAGCAUCCUCAGCUGUUACUUGCCAUCUAUAACAAAUCCAUAGCGGCUAAGAAAGCUUUUGAUGCAGCGAAGCAUGCUAAGGAGCUCGUACGUCAGAAGAAUGCUAAUUUUCUUACUACCGGGCUUCCAGCUAAGCUUUCAGACUGUACUUCUAACGACAUGGAUGCAACGGAGUUGUUUAUAGUUGAGGGUGAGAGUGCAGCUGGUAAUGCUAAGCAGGCUCGUAACCGCCGUUUUCAGGCCGUUUUGCCAUUGAAGGGUAAAAUAUUGAACAUUGAGAAGAUAAGUAGUGAUUUGAAGGUAAUGGAGAACGAAGAGAUCAAGUUGUUGAUAUCCUCUAUUGGUCUCGCAGUUAACCCUCGUACAUGGCGCCAGGACACUUUAAGCCAUGUCGAGACUAUGUUGCCGACCUCUGCCCGUGACUCUAUGCGUUUAGAUGUACCUGAUGGUGAUGGUGUUACGCCAUCAUUACCACCCUUACACCUGAGAUAUGGCAAGAUCAUAUUACUUACGGAUGCUGAUGUCGAUGGUGCCCACCUGCGUAUAUUGCUGUUAGGGCUAUUAUUCCGGAUCUGCCCGCAACUGUACGAACACGGUCGUGUGUAUGUUGCUUGCCCCCCGUUAUAUCGUAUCACGAAUUUGCGUCGUGUUGCUGGUGGCAGGGGUGACGACAAAAACCGAUCAGCUUACACCUAUGCUUGGAGUGAUUCCGAGUUACCUGAAUCUUUGGGGCGUAACGUUGGUGUUUCUUCUGUUGUUGAUGGAGAUGUUCAUGAUCGCUCUGUAAUCGAUGAUAAUGUCGAUUCCAUUACUAUUGGUUCUAGAUCAUUUUUAAAGCAAGGUGACAUGCGUGGUUUUUCAGUUCAGCGUUUUAAGGGUCUUGGUGAGAUGAUGGCCCAGCAGCUUUGGGAUACAACUAUGGACCCUGAGAAACGUAUCCUCCGUCGUAUAUCUGUGCAGGAUGGUAUGCGUGCUUCACGCAUGUUGGAACUACUAAUGGGUGGCGAUGUGCAAUCUCGUAAAGAGUUUAUAUUUGCCAAUGCUGAUACGUUUCAGCUGCAGGACCUGGACCGUUAG
Babesia sp. Xinjiang is the source of this 2646-nucleotide messenger RNA. It is a transcript of the gene gyrB, whose product is annotated as DNA gyrase subunit B. The record is from RefSeq and is a predicted model, not a curated record. The transcript has a single exon. Bases 1 to 2646 code for a protein of 881 amino acids. Gene Ontology annotation, biological process: DNA topological change. Lineage: Eukaryota; Apicomplexa; Aconoidasida; Piroplasmida; Babesiidae. Gene Ontology annotation, molecular function: DNA topoisomerase type II (double strand cut, ATP-hydrolyzing) activity; DNA binding; ATP binding.